Molecule: messenger RNA, 1621 nt
Organism: Exophiala xenobiotica
Lineage: Eukaryota; Fungi; Ascomycota; Eurotiomycetes; Chaetothyriales; Herpotrichiellaceae
Product: uracil-DNA glycosylase
Exons: 2
Coding region: 63-1325 (420 amino acids)
Biological process (GO): base-excision repair; base-excision repair, AP site formation via deaminated base removal
Cellular component (GO): mitochondrion; nucleus
Molecular function (GO): uracil DNA N-glycosylase activity
Source: RefSeq, a predicted model, not a curated record
UGUAGCAAUCCGAUUCAUCACCUCGCCAUCCGAGACCCAAUCUACUUAAGUGUAUAGGCUGUAUGCUGAGGCUUUGCUCUCGUCCUACUCAAACGACUUUAGCGUCUCGCUCAUAUCAGAAGCUACACCCGCGGUUCUACUCUCCCAGCAUGUCACUCAAGCGCAAAGACCCUCCGACCUCCUCUACCACUGAUGACGCAAAGAAACCCAAGAAGAACGCCGACUUGACCUCUUUCUUCGGCCCUCCCAAAGCCAAGCCAGCCACGAACGGUGCUUCUCUCCCUUCUUCGACUAAUGGAAACGGUGCUGGCGUCGAUCCGGUGCCGGUUAAGUUCGACAAGGACAAAUGGGCUGCAGGCCUGAACGAGGAGCAGAGGAAACUACUCAAACUCGAAAUCGACACGUUGGAUGCAAGCUGGCUGGCCCAGUUGAAAGACGAGGUCACAUCACGCGAGUUUUUGGACUUGAAGCGGUUCCUGCAGAAAGAGAUCGAUUCCAAGCAGAAAAUCUACCCGCCUUUGGAAGAUGUGUACAGUUGGUCCCGCCACUGCCCUCUGCACAAAGUCCGCGUCGUCAUCCUCGGACAAGACCCGUACCACGGGCACAACCAAGCCCACGGCCUCUGCUUCUCCGUGCGGCCUCCGACGCCGGCACCCCCGAGCUUGAAGAACAUCUACACGGCCAUCAAGAAGGAGUACCCCGGUUUCAACCCGCCCCCGAAGAACGGCGGACUCCUGACCCCGUGGGCUGACCAGGGCGUGCUGCUGCUGAACACGUGUCUCACCGUGCGCGCGGGCGAGGCAAACUCACACUCGAAGCGCGGCUGGGAGAGAUUCACGCAAAAGGUCAUCGACACGGUCGUCAAACUGCGCACUCGCGGCGUCGUCUUUCUCGCGUGGGGCAGCCCGGCCCAAAAGCGCUGCGAGAAGAUCACGGGCGCGAGACAUCUCGUGCUGAAGAGCGUGCAUCCGAGCCCGCUCAGUGCGCACAAGGGCUUCUUCGAGUGCGGGCAUUUUAGAAAGACGAACGACUGGCUCCAGAGCCGGUAUGGCGCGGAAGGUGUAAUCGAUUGGGAUUUGACGCAUCCGAAGCCGAUCAAGGGGCCCGAGCCGGACGUGCAGGAGCCCGUCAAGGUUACGGACAGUCAGGAGAAGACAGCGGACGAAGAUGGGCCGGUGACCGAGUUGCCAGAGCGGAAGGACGGGGUGGCAAUUGUAGAACAGGAGGAGUUUGACGGAGAGGACGACGAGGAUGCGAUUGCGGCGUUGGAGGACGUUGCUAGGUCUGAGGCUGCGGCCGAGGCUGGAGGGAAGGGUGCUUCAUGAAGGCUCUUAAGGGAUAGCCUUACAUGGUCUCGAGAAGAUGAGAAGACUUGUAACAUUAUCAACAAAAGUUCAGGGAAUAUCGCGGGUUCCAUCAACUCGUUGGAGUCCACGGAGAAUUUCUGCGUUUCAAGCCAGCCGCUGUUGGAUGUUGGAUGCUGGGUCUCGUUCUGGUUGCGGUUGGGAGUUCCGGAUCUUUGUGUGUAUGGCAAUGGAAUGGCUGGCAUGUAUGAGAAAGGGAUCCAGGUAGAUUGCUUGCUCGAUAAUCAUAUACUGCACGCCAGGAAGUCGAUCUGGAG